AAAUUACGUCUUAAACGCGUCUUCUCUGAGAGAAAAAAAAAUUUAAUGUUUCGGGAUUUGGGCGACCAAAGAAAGAAGAAGAGUCAUCACGGAGAUUUGUUUGUUUACAAGUAGCUUCGAGAUGGCGGCAGUAAGCCUAACAGGUGAAGAACAUGAAGUGACAAGGAUAGAGCGCAUCGGUGCUCACUCUCACAUCCGGGGUCUUGGUCUGACGGAUGAUUUAAAUGCUAAACCAUCUGCCCAAGGAAUGGUUGGCCAAGUCAAGGCAAGGCGAGCUGCUGGUGUGGUACAGAGUAUGAUUAAAGAAGGGAAACUAGCUGGUCAAGCUGUCCUUAUAGCUGGCCAGCCAGGUACUGGAAAAACUGCCAUAGCCAUGGGAUUGGCUCAGUCAUUAGGUCCAGACACACCAUUUACGGCAAUUUCUGCAACAGAAAUAUACAGUUUGGGUAUGUCCAAGACAGAGGUGUUGACACAGGCAUUCCGUCGGUCUAUUGGUGUUCGCAUCAAAGAGGAGACUGAAAUUAUUGAAGGUGAGGUUGUAGAAGUCCAGAUCGACAGACCUGCAACUGGGACUGGUGCCAAAGUAGGAAAGCUGACCUUGAAAACCACAGAAAUGGAGACCAUUUAUGAUCUUGGCAACAAACUGAUUGAAGCUCUUACAAAAGAAAAGGUACAAGCUGGUGAUGUUAUAACUAUUGACAAGGCCACUGGAAAGAUUACAAAACUAGGGCGCUCUUUCACACGUGCCAGAGAUUAUGAUGCGACAGGACCACAGACAAGGUUUGUCCAGUGUCCCGAGGGUGAAUUACAGAAACGAAAGGAAGUGGUUCAUACAGUUACCUUACAUGAGAUUGAUGUGAUUAACAACAGAACACAGGGAUUUCUUGCCCUUUUCUCAGGUGACACAGGUGAAAUCAAAGGUGAAGUUAGACAGCAAAUCAAUGCAAAGGUGGCAGAGUGGAGAGAAGAAGGCAAAGCUGAACUUGUACCUGGGGUUUUGUUCAUAGAUGAGGUUCAUAUGCUUGACAUAGAGUGUUUCUCAUUCUUGAAUAGAGCUUUGGAAGAUGAUAUGGCCCCUGUGGUCAUAGUUGCCACAAAUCGUGGAAUAACUCGCAUCAGGGGGACAAGGAAUCUCUCUCCUCAUGGCAUCCCAAUUGACAUGCUGGAUCGCAUGAUUAUCGUCAAAACGUCUCCUUAUCAAGAUAAGGAAAUCAAAGAAAUUCUCAAGAUCAGAUGUGAAGAAGAAGAUUGUGAAAUCAGUGACGAGGCUCUUGUCGUCCUUACGAAAAUUGGUGUCGAAACUUCUCUGCGAUAUGCUAUACAGUUGAUUACCCUGGCAAACUUAGCAGCUACUAAGAGAAAGGAGAAACAGAUAACAAUACCAGACGUGAAAAAAGUAUACCAGCUAUUUGUUGAUGAGAAGCGCUCUCAGAAGUUCCUCAAGGAGUAUGAAGAUGAAUUUAUGUUUGAUGAAGGAACAGACAACGACAUGGAAACAAGCUGAUUGAAGAAAUUUUAGCAAGUGUACAUCUCAUUCACAUUUAGAUAAUAUAGCUAAACAAAAAACUUAUUACAGUGCUGAUCAGUAUUUGAAAUUGGCAUUCCAGUGUUCGGUUAUGAAGAUAAUUUCAAUUAAAAUAUAGACAGCCCAA
Molecule: messenger RNA, 1652 nt
Organism: Macrobrachium nipponense
Lineage: Eukaryota; Metazoa; Arthropoda; Malacostraca; Decapoda; Palaemonidae
Gene: rept
Product: ruvB-like 2
Exons: 11
Coding region: 122-1504 (460 amino acids)
Biological process (GO): chromatin remodeling; regulation of transcription by RNA polymerase II; box C/D snoRNP assembly
Cellular component (GO): R2TP complex; Ino80 complex; NuA4 histone acetyltransferase complex
Molecular function (GO): DNA helicase activity; ATP binding; ATP hydrolysis activity
Source: RefSeq, a predicted model, not a curated record